CCUGGCAGCGCGGCCGCCGUCUCUGCCGCAGCCGUUCCGCGGAGCUGGCGCCAUGGCAGACCAGUCUUUUGUGACUCUAGCCACAAAUGACUCCUAUGUGAAAGGAGCACUGGUACUUGGUUCAUCUUUGCAACAGUACAGAACAACAAGGAAGCUGACUGCACUCAUAACUCCUCAGGUCUCAGAUCUUAUGAGGAGCGUGCUGGAAAAAGUCUUCGAUGAAGUCAUACUGGUAAAUGUCUUGGAUAGUGGGGAUUCAGCACACUUGGCGUUAAUGAAAAGACCUGAGCUGGGUGUGACACUAACAAAGCUUCACUGCUGGGAACUGACCCAGUUUUCAAAAUGUGUUUUCAUGGAUGCAGACACAAUGGUUUUGUCAAAUAUUGAUGAGCUUUUUGAGAGAGAAGAGCUGUCUGCAGCACCAGACCCAGGCUGGCCUGACUGUUUUAAUUCUGGAGUUUUUGUUUACCGACCUUCCAUUGAAACAUACAAUCAGCUGUUACAGUUUGCCACAGAGAAAGGCAGCUUUGAUGGUGCGGAUCAGGGGUUAUUAAACACCUUCUUCAGCAGCUGGGCAACAACAGACAUGAGCAAACAUCUACCAUUUAUUUAUAACUUGAGCAGCACUUCUGUAUAUUCCUACCUUCCAGCAUUUAAAGCGUUUGGUGCAAAUACUAAAGUGGUGCAUUUCCUGGGAAGCACAAAGCCAUGGAACUAUACAUAUGACUCCAGAACAAAAAGCAUAAAAGGCAACAUGGAUGACCCUAAAAUAGUUCACCCAGAAUUCCUCAACAUGUGGUGGGAUACCUAUACAGCUAACAUUUUACCAUUACUAGAACAGCAUGGAGUUGUUAAAGAAACUACUACAGGUGUAAACACGGCAGAGGUUACAGAGGCAGUGUCCCACAUAUCAAUAUCAGCACCAUCACCGGUAUUACCAACUGUAUCAUCAGAAGAACGCAAGGAACGGUGGGAACAGGGCCAAGCUGACUAUAUGGGAGUGGAUUCCUUUGAUAACAUCAAGAAGAAACUUGAUACCUACCUACAGUAGAAAUGCCUGUCUCAAACAGCGGUGAUGCAAGGACU
Messenger RNA from Gavia stellata (red-throated loon), 1086 nucleotides. RefSeq names its product glycogenin 1 (gene GYG1). Gene Ontology annotation, molecular function: glycosyltransferase activity. Gene Ontology annotation, cellular component: cytoplasm. The transcript is spliced from 7 exons. Bases 53 to 1051 code for a protein of 332 amino acids. NCBI's taxonomy places the organism in Eukaryota, Metazoa, Chordata, Aves, Gaviiformes, Gaviidae. The record is from RefSeq and is a predicted model, not a curated record.